This is a messenger RNA of Daldinia caldariorum, 480 nucleotides long. RefSeq lists its product as uncharacterized. The transcript has a single exon. The record is from RefSeq and is a predicted model, not a curated record. Bases 1 to 480 code for a protein of 159 amino acids. Lineage: Eukaryota; Fungi; Ascomycota; Sordariomycetes; Xylariales; Hypoxylaceae.
AUGCAUAAUGCAAUUCCCCCUUCUAAGGUCGAUUCUCAGCGGCAGCAGGAGGGGUCCAAGGCGAAUGCAGACACGAAAUCAGAUAAACAACAGCGCAAAAUUCCUCAAAUGGCCGAUCCUCGUUCAAGACGUUCGAAACAAAGCCUGCCCAAGGGAUUGCAACCUAUACAUCCGCUUCUACAACCUCUAGUUACUAAUCAAACUAUGACGCCUUUCCCUCCAGGCCAAAUACCACCAUAUAUGAUCCCUCCUCAGGCCAUGCACUUCGGACCUCCGUCCCAACCAGUUAAACCCAAUUAUAAUGGCGCCGUUCCUCACAGGAUUUACGUCGGCAAACCCGUACAACCACAGCUGCCACCACAAGGAGCAUCGCCUGAAGCCAUAGAGGCAUGGCAGAAGCUUCUACAGAGUUGUGUAUAUAUUCCGGUGCCGGGAGUGAUACCAGUCGUGAAGACCCCCAAGGCGCCCCCUAAAUUAUAA